AAGGGGAGGACGGAGGAGUCUCCUACCACCAUUUACUUGGUUUAAAAGUUUCAACAAUAGGAGCUCAGAGAUUAUCGCGUUUUCUCCCCGCUUUGGCCAUGAGACAUCUCCCUGGAUUGUUUGGGUGGUUCACUCUGUUGGUGGUGGCUUCACACGUUGGAGCUCUUAAAAGUCCUUCUUUAAAUAUCAGUUCAAGAUGUCUGGGCAACAUCAUGCGUGUGGAAGUUGGUCCGCUGGGAGGAAACCUGCUGGAAGUGGCUGUUGUCUACAAUCGCUCUGCUGUCAUUCUCACUAAAAGUUUGGCGUCUCAAUGUGGCUUCAGCAUGAAAAUUGACCGGCUGGGAAACGCAGUGAUCUACGUCUCCCUUCAGAACUGUUUCGCUCUAAAUCUGGACGACGAAUCCUUCACGACGGCGCUCCGGCUCCGGCUGUACGGGAAGCGGCUGCCUAAAGACGAGCUGUACCAGGUGACCGAGACCUGCCUGUACUCCGAAUGGACCUCCAGGGAAAUAGUCUGCGACCACAACUAUAUGGAGGUAUCCGUGAGGAAAGCAGCUCCGAGUGAUUACGCCCUGCCCGAACAUCCCCUCCCACAGUCUAAUGAUAAAUUUGGCUAUCCUCGACGGGCUGCAAAGAAACUGCCAAUCGAUGCCGGAUUCGCCAUCAAAACGGUGGUGAUUUACACGCCGGAGGAGAAGAUGAUGACGGUGACCGAGGCCCAGAGGAGUGGAUACGCAGUGACAAACACUCCUUCCAGGCUGGUCCUGAGAACGUCCAAGACCUCACCUGACAUCUACACUGUGAAUGUAGCCGGGGUGCCGAUGCUGAUGUUCAAAACUUCAACCAUCUUUGAGAAAACCUGGCAGGCGACGCAAAUUGAUGCCGCAGCUGCCUGUCCAUUACCAGAGGGUAGUGUGUCUUUCACCUCAAACCUGAUCACUUGGUAUUUACCCCGGCACAUUGACCCACUGAUCUCUUCGGGGCAAUUCCAACUGCUGGAGGUGCACAUGGGCGUAGACGGCCAGAGGCUGACUCCCUCCGAGGUGCAAGCCAGGCGGUACUCCAUAUCUGUCAGUGACGUCCACAUCGUCAUUGACAUUCCACUGGGGGCUGCUGGAGGCUUCUUUAAGAGUUAUAUUCAGGAAGGCCACUACUUCACCGCUUACACAAUCGAGCCGAUGGUGGAGUUGCUCUGGACUGAAGAUGCGGGUCACGAACACACAAGAUACAAAGUCUUAUUCCCCAUCACAACGCCACUGAUACCCCAACCACCGAAAGUUAUUGACAAUACCGUCCCAGAGCAGCAGGUGUUCAAACUGGUGUUGGGGCAUUUUGCUCCUGAUGUGGCUCUAGUGAACAUCACCUUCCCUACUGGGGUUUUGUCCCUGGAAGAGUGCAUCGUCAGAGGCUUUAAAGUGCUGGAACACUUGUCUCCUAAUGGCACCUUCAAGGCCUUCACCCUGGAAGUGCCCUUCACAGACCCCGUCGUUCUACAGAUGAAAGAAAAAGGGCUGAUUAUCUACACUCUUCACCUGACGUUUGGAUUACUGGUGCUGACUGAUUUCGUCCCGUUUUCUCACACCGCUGUUCUGGAAGCUUCUUUAGUCGACAUAGCUCCGCCAUCUGUUGUCGGCAGCUGCGACAAUCUCAACUUUUAUAUCCUGGUGAAAUACGGAACCCAAGGCCCAAACUUUCAGACCAUCGUGGGAAAACAAGUGCUGACCCAAGAGUUGGCGAAGGACUACGGUUUCUGGGAGAACGAAACUCACUUCAGCCUUGUCGUGCCGUUCUCGGCACCAGCUGUUGUGAUUGAGGCGAUACAAUCCACAUCCCUCAGGAGCAGACUCGACGUGGUCUUGAAGAAUCCGGAGACUAACGUACACAUCCAAGAAUUUGCUUUGGCCUGCAAUUUCUUCUCGGUGCUCACCGAGUGUUUCUCCAAUGGGACCAUGACUGCCAUAGCGCUAAAGCUGGAGUCUGUUCCCACUUUGAACCCCGCGCUCCUCACCCUCAGAGAUCCCAGCUGCGGCCCCGUCCACAGCAACGACCGCUAUGCUUACUUCGUCUUCACUGCGAACUCUUGCGGGACCACCAGAAAGUUUCUGCCCAAUGUGAUGCUGUAUGAGAACGAAAUCUCACUGCCAGACGAGCUUCAAGGAAAAAGAAACCUGAAGUCAGACGAUCCAGAGUAUGAAUUAAAGGUGUCGUGUUAUUACGACAUCAACACAACCCACGCCGUGUCCUUCCACACCAGACCUCGCAGGAGUGAACCGUUUGCUGAAAAUGCAAAGGGCCAGCACCAAGUUGAACUGAGACUCGCUUUGGAUGACUCCUUCACCACAUUCCACAAGGUGGAGGACUAUCCGAUAUCCAAACCCCUCCUGCAGCCGCUGUAUUUUGAGGUGGCGCUGAUAAAAGCGGCGAAUCCCAAAGUGUCACUGGAGCUGGAGAACUGCUGGGGGACCCUGAAUGAGGACAGGACGUCACAGCCCAGAUGGAAUCUCAUCAUUAAUGGUUGUCCCAACCCAGUAGACCCAUACCAAGUGAUCUUCCACCCAGUUUGGCCAGACGCCAGAGUUCAGCAUCCCUCUCUUUACAAGCGCUUUGAGGUGAAGAUGUUUGCCUUUGCUGAAGACCAAGACAACUUGAGUGGCCAGCUGUUUGUCCACUGUGAUGUUGUGAUCUGUGAUGCCAGGAAUCCAAUGGGUGGAGUUUGCAAUGGACAAUGUCCAAACCCACAAAAUGGAACCAGAGGUCAAAGACGGGCCAUUUCUGAAGGACACAGCUUCAAACAUGUGUCUGUGGGGCCAAUAGUUGGAUAUUAAACUCAAUAAAAGACUUUUAAAAAUUC
Molecule: messenger RNA, 2851 nt
Organism: Salarias fasciatus (jewelled blenny)
Lineage: Eukaryota; Metazoa; Chordata; Actinopteri; Blenniiformes; Blenniidae
Exons: 21
Coding region: 99-2825 (908 amino acids)
Source: RefSeq, a predicted model, not a curated record